GGCUGGACCGGGACUGCUCUAAAUUGGCUGGAGAGGGGGCCCCGUCGGCGGCGAAGUUGCUAGCUGGGGGCAGAGACGGCCACGCGGUUGCAGGAAUUGGCCAACGGCUCCUUUCAACCCUGCCUCGUUGGUGGCCACUGGAGAAGCGCGGGGGGCUCCCCAGACAGCCGUGGGGACAAGUUAGAGCCAGCACUUUACCCCGGGCCUCGCGUGUAGCUUUCCUUCCCCUGUUCUAGGUGCCCCAGUGUCCAGAGGGGGGGUGCGGGUGUGCCCUCCUUACAUGUUCCACCGCCCGGGCAACCCUUCUGUCUCGUGUUCCAUCUCGCUCUUGCUUCCUGUACCGUAGUCAAGUGGAGCCACUUUGCAUCAUGUCCCGGUAUAGCUACCAAAGUCUCCUGGACUGGCUCUAUGGGGGCGUCGACCCCAGUUUUGCAGGCAAUGGGGGCCCCGACUGUGCUGCCUUCCUGUCUUGGCAGCAACGGCUGCUGGAAAGUGUGGUGGUCCUGACCCUGGCCCUGUUGGAGAUCCUGGUGGCCCUGCGGCACAUCCUGAGGCAGAAGGAGGACGGUAGGGGUGGCCGUAGCAGCCAGCCACAGCAGGUGACCCAGCGGCCAGAGGAAGGCAAGGAGAGCCUGAGCAAGAAUCUGCUCUUAGUAGCCCUGUGCCUGAUCUUCGGGGUGGAGGUGGGCUUUAAGUUCGCCACCAAGACCGUCAUCUACCUGCUCAACCCUUGUCACCUGGUCACCAUGAUGCAUAUCUUCCUCCUGGCCUGUCCUCCAUGCCCGGGAGCUACCGUCAUCUUCAAGUUACAGAUGCACAUGUUGAAUGGAGCUCUUCUGGCGUUGCUCUUUCCUGUGGUAAAUACCCGGCUGCUCCCCUUUGAACUAGAGAUUUACUACAUCCAGCAUGUUAUGCUCUACGUGGUCCCCAUCUACCUGCUUUGGAAAGGAGGUGCUUACACCCCAGAGCCCCUCAGCAAUUUCCACUGGGCUCUUCUCUCGACUGGCCUCAUGUUCUUUUACCACUUCAGCAUCCUGCAGAUCCUCGGCCUGGUCACCGAAGUGAAUUUGAACAACAUGCUGUGUCCGGCCAUCUCAGACCCAUUCUACGGCCCCUGGUAUCGCAUCUGGGCCUCGGGACACCAGACUCUCAUGACCAUGACCCACGGGAAGCUGGUCAUCCUGUUCUCAUACAUGGCUGGGCCCUUGUGUAAAUAUGUGCUGGAUUUGCUCCGGCUUCCAGCCAAGAAAAUAGACUGAAGGUGCUUGGAUUUUGGUUUUGUUUUAGUUUUGGUUUUUUUUUUUGUUUUGUUUUGUUUUGUUUUGUUUUGUUUCGUUUCUCCCUGAGAAAGCAAAUCCUGACUUGAUUCAGAGAAUACCCAGCUCUUGACAAAAUCAUUGGAGAGGGCAAACAGAAUACUUGGUUUAUUUCCUUUCCCCCCCUCCUCUCUGUCCCUUUCUUCCACUACUUUUCCCUCCCCAGCUCCAACCCUUGGAUGACUCUUGGUGCCCAGGGAAGGUGCUGGGGGCUGGAGCUUACUUCCUCUCCUCCCCUGGGUUCUGGGUCCCUACUGUGCCCCACUCGGUCUGCGUGGCCUUACCCAGGGAAAUGGUAGUUAGUGGCCCCUUUCAUACGGCUUGUUGGUGCUUUUAACAACAGCUGGUUGAGGAAGGAGGGGACAACAAGCAGUAGUUCCUCCAGCACCCCAGCCAUAAAAUAGUGUUGGGUUCACGUCUCUACUGCCAGGGAACUCCAGGCUCAUGCUGGAAUCCCCUUUAAUCUCCAGCAUAGCCCCCACCAGAAGGGGACCAAGGCCUUGCUUCUACACCAGCCGCAAGCCCAGAGCCAAGGGACUUCCCAGUUCACAGCCAAAAUAAGAUUCUUCCAGUGACUGGUGUCCCAUGACUGAAAGCAGGGAGCUACCCAGCCACUCCUUCUAGGGUGCCGCCUGGGGUAGAUGGCAGCAACGCGCAGCCAAAGGGCAAGAUUCUGUACAGGGGUGUGGGAGAUCUGUUGCCAUAGUGAAUCUGAAAGAAAGAGGGUAAAGGUGUACAUAGUACCAGGCUGGACCACCCCGUCCCCCAGGGGAAAAAUAACAAACAAACCAAACCUUCCCUAUAAAAGCUGAGAUCAGAUCCCCAUCCGACAUGAGUGUAGAAAGGAGUAAAUCAACUAAGUCAAGUGGCAACUUGAGAAAGCUGUGAUCUGAAUCACAUUCUGUAUCACAAGGAUAAUAGACAGUGUUCUAGUCUCAGCUGCCCCUUGAACCAUCCUCAUUGUCUGUGUAUGUGUCUGUCUGUUUUUCUGUCUGAGGCAGCUUCAUGGAAGAACAAGCUGGAGUUGGGGCUUGGGUGCUGUUUGGCUGUUUGUCUUUUGGAUGUUUGAAAUGGGGGAAACCCUCACUUUUCUCUAAGGUACUCUAGAGCCAUUCCUGGCAUUUAGAAGACAUGGCCAUGGUUCCUGAAGGCAGUUUUAUGAGGAUUAGAUUUCUUUCGUGUAGCUUGACUCUACUCAAGUGUUCUAUGUGGGGAGACGUCACUGGUUUUGCAGCUUGACAAUGUCCAAAACCCACGUGUAGGUUGAAAGGGAACUGCCUGGGCCCCAUAGGUAGAGGUUCAAGUGCUCGGAAGAGAGGAGCUUUGGUUGAAAGGUACUUGGUUGUGUGUGAACCACACAAAUGGUACCAGUGUCUGUGUAUUUGCUGACUCCUUGUCAACUUCUAGUAGAAAGAGAUUUGCUUAGGGAUAGAAAUGUUUGUACCAUGACCACCCCAUUGUCUUGUACCAGAUGCAGUAUUCAGUGUGAGUUUGUGGGUAUUAGGCCUAUGCUGACCUUCAGUGGCUUGGUGGUCAUGGUUUUACAAGAUGGAUUUGCAGGGGAAACAACUGCAGGAGAGCAAAUGGAAACUAAGAGAAGCCAUUCUGGGAGAGGCUGCCUGGCCAUGAAGUGAUCUAGUCUGAGGUACUGAAAACAGGCAAGAACUCUUAGUAUGCUUGCUACCCUUGAUUUCCUGCCAUGGCAUCUUCACCCUCUGCCAUCUGUGAGGGCCAUGCCAAGCUUCCCUUGCUGUCUCUUCAGGUACUGACUAGCCCUGCUCACUCAUAGAAGUUGGUGGAUGAAUAGAUUGCAGGAACGCCUCCCUGGCCUGUAAGAGUAUGGAGAGGUCAUAGGAGGGGAGUCCAUGAGGCCUGACAGAGCUGUUGCCACAACAUGGAGCUGCUGCCUGCAGAGAUGGACGGCCUCAGCUGAGGGGACCAACCCCAGAAUGCCACAGAAGUGGGAGUGCCACACACACUUCUUUCCCAUCUGAGGCUUCAUGGUCCAGGUUGCCAGGCACCUUGGGUCUCCCUAUAUCAGUCUGCUUUCGUGCCAGCUCAGCAGACCAUUUUCUGGUAGUCAUUUCUGGUGCUCAUAGGAAGAGAGGAAAUCCAAAGCCAUGUUGCCUGGCAUGGCUCAUAUGUAAGGAAGCUAAAUGAAACAUUGUCGCUCCUUCAACAGACUCCAUAGGGAGACAGCCUGGUUGUGAGAAGUUGGAGAACAGGGAACCUCUUCACUAUCUAUAGAUCUCUCUCUUACCUUGGUCCAAACCUACAUGGAAAGAGGUAACCUGCCUAGGCUCUUAGAACUUUGCCAAGGGAGUUGUCCCUAGGUACUACGUCCAGCUGGUACCCUCUACUGUCUGUAGUACAGGGACAGAGAAGACAGUUUGCCCUGACAUUGAAGCUUCUCCUUGGGCCUGUCAUCCCCUUACCACCUUAGCCAAAGGUUUAUAUGUGCUCGACCAUCAUGUGUGAGCUCCGUGUCUGUUCGAGAGAGCUCAGAGAGGUGGCUAGCAAGAAGGAACGGUGUUAUCUUCAAGCCCUCAUUGUCUGUGGUCAGGGGGCUGCACCAACAAGUACAGUUGGCUAAGCCAGCUUCUCUGCUUAUAGGCCCUUCCUGGCCCCAGUGUUUGCUUUUGUAUAUAAAAGACUUGGCCCAACGUCUUCUCAGAAGCCUAGUAGCAUGUUCUUCUGUUAUCCUGUGACAAGCUGUGGGGUUGGGGAGCCACUACCCACCUCUCUAAGUCUGUCUUCUGUCUUUUUGUGAACUUCUUUGUACCUGUGGGGGUGGUCUAUGGGGUCUAUGUGGGCUAAGUAGGGUUGGCUAUGCACUUUAUUCUAUGGUUCCUCAGCCUACCUGUCAGACCAUCCCUUUUGCUGUAGCCUCUGUCAGGGGUUUGGUAUGUGUGAUCAUGGAUAAUUCAGAGGUUCAUGAUGUAAUUAUAAGUUUCUCCCAGAUAGUUCAAUGUCAGCAGGGCUCUCUAUACAGUGGACCCCGGGGUUGGGGAAUGCCCUGAGCUGUGUUGGGCUGGGUGUUCAGGAAUUGGCAAAGGACCCCUUUUAACUUUCCUGCUGCCAAAAAGAUUUCUUUGGGAAUUCUGUCUCCUGUCCUUUUUGGGACAAGGGUUUCUACUGUAAGGGAGGCGGGGUGGGGGAGGAAAGCAGGGAUUCAGAUGCUCUUGGACAAGACACUGCUUCUGGUUUUAGUGAGCCCGGACCAGGCCUCAGGAAGUUCCCAGACCAGACUAGGAAGGAGUGCCCUAUCUCCUCCUGGCCCAGCCAUCUCUGGGAUAAAAGUCCAUUAGAGGAGUCAGGCUUCCUCUGGUAUAAGCAACGAGUUUGCUAUGCACAGGAAGACCGAGUUGCUUGCCGUUGCCCUUGUUUGUGACACUUGUACACUGAUUUGCCACUCAUGGCACUGAGCAGACACCCAUCCCUACUCACUGAAAAACGAAUCAAAAACAAAAGUCCUUUGAAGCCUAAGAUGAUGUUUUGGGAAACUCUUGAUUUAUUUUGGUGUCAACGUUAUGUUAGAUUUGAAAGCAUUUUUCAUUUGUUUGAUGUAAUUAUAGCGAAAAGAACAGGAUUGAAUGGUGUACAGUUAUUUCUUCUGGGACAUUUCACCGAUGUCCUGUCCUCCAUCCUUCUUCUCAAGCUGAGACUGCCGUGUACUAUCACCCUAAUGUACGGGGCUCUUCUGAGAGCCCCUCUGUGAACUCUCUAGGUGGCAGCAAAAUCGAGCCUCUUUGUCAGGCUGCUUCUGGGGCGUUCAUCCCCACCCCCUCCAGUCUACCUCCCCUCUUUGGGUGUUUUUGUAAUGUGCUUUCUCUGUUUUGUAAAACCCCUUUGAUUGUAAGGAAGUGGUUUCUGCAGCCACCUUUUGGAAAUAAAUGGCCCUUAAUUUGUGUACUUAGCAUUUUGAAUCUUAGCCUCAGGUGUUUCUGCUGUUGAAGAUUCCUGAAUGAAAAGGAACCCUCCCAUGGGACUUAUUGUUACAAUGUUUUCUUCAUUUACUGUUAUUAAAAGAUUUAUGAGAA
This is a messenger RNA of Rattus rattus (black rat), 5356 nucleotides long. RefSeq names its product transmembrane protein 164 (gene Tmem164). Lineage: Eukaryota; Metazoa; Chordata; Mammalia; Rodentia; Muridae. The record is from RefSeq and is a predicted model, not a curated record. The transcript has 7 exons. Bases 369 to 1259 code for a protein of 296 amino acids.